AUGGAAACUGCAGCCAAAAAGUCCAUUGCACCUCCCAUAGCUUCAAAGGCAUUAAGUCAUGACGCCGAAACCAGCGAAAAUGACGAGUGGCACCAGCUACAAGUGACGUUCCGAGCUUCCCCGGAUGUCAUGUUGCUUGGCUAUCCAGACAUGAGUGCAGCGUGGCAGUUGUUCCUGCUAGGGAACGGUUCGCCCACGCAUCAGUUGGGACUCCUCACAGGUUCCUUGACCGAAGUCGAUGUCAUUGGCAUGCUCGCAGUGGGCUCGAGCGUCGACCUUGUCCCGUCCGAGGUCGGGGCGAUUAAGUCGCCACGGUGUCGACGUCAAGUCUGGCUACGAAACGGUCGAGGAGAGCGACUGGGCUACGCAGCCUCGUGGAUUCACGUGGACGACGUUGGAGCGGUGUUCAAGGACACGAAGAUCCCUAUUGGCAAGAACAUUAUGCAGCACAAGACCGAGCUGUACCGCGAGAUGAUCAGUGUCUUCUGUGGCCACUCGAGAGCACUUGAAAAAGCCUUUGGAGCUCCCGGACCCUUUUGGGGACGGUCGUAUCGUUUCUGGAGCGGAAGCCGACCAGUGACUUUUGUCUACGAAGUGUUUUCACCAAUGCUCGAGAAGUACAUGGGCAAAGUGCUGCUAAAGACGUGA
Molecule: messenger RNA, 648 nt
Organism: Peronospora matthiolae
Lineage: Eukaryota; Oomycota; Peronosporomycetes; Peronosporales; Peronosporaceae
Source: the annotation of a GenBank genome assembly